AUGGAUAACGACGUGGUAGCUCAGUUUACUGAGAUCACCAGCUCCACGCCGGAGCUGGCCAUACAGUAUCUGCAGAUCACUGAAUUUCAAAUCGAACAAGCGAUGCAGCUCUAUUUUGAGAACGGAGGUGCUCCUCUAACUGCUGAACCAUCUCAACCUACCGCUCCAACCGGCUUCUCGAGUUCAGAUCGGGAGGUGGUGAAUAUCGACUCCGACUCUGAUGACGAAACCACAUCCGCGAACCGAGUCCACCACCCCACUAUGCCGGCCAGUGGAGGCACGUUUGACGAUGACGAAGCGAUGGCCCGACGCCUCCAACAAGAGAUGUAUGGUGGUGGUCAGGAUAAUGAAGAGGAAGUGAGGGCGCCGAUGGCACGAACAACAGAGACAUUGGUGGGGCCCGGUGCGGACUUUGACAGUGGUGAAGACAUGCACACGGAUAUCCUUAGCCAACUACGAGCUCGUCAACGAGGUGGUCGCCCCGGUAUCUUCAACCAGAGAGAAUCCUCCUCAAUAUGGACCGGCGGGGAAGAAGCUCGUCGCGAAGAACUUUCUGUCGCCACCGGAGGUGCUUCGGAAGUCUCAUCCAAGUCUAACAUGCUUGCUGAAAUGUAUCGUCCUCCCUUUGAGAUCAUGUCGCGCCUUUCUUGGGACGUCGCGCGAGAUGAAGGAAAGGAAAACCAGAAAUGGUUAAUCGUUAAUGUUCAAGACGCCUCAGUCUUUGACUGCCAGGUUUUGAACCGCGAUUUGUGGAAGGACAAAGGUGUGCAAGAGACCAUCAAAGAGCAUUUCAUCUUCAUUCAGUACUCGAAGGACGACCCUCGUGCAUCUUCCUAUCUCCAGUACUACUUCCAAGGAAGCGACGUCUCCGACAAUUACCCCCACAUUGCCAUCGUGGACCCUCGAACCGGUGAACAGAUGAAGGUCUGGUCUGGACCACCUCUGAUGAAGCCCGCUGAUUUUUUAAUGCAACUUCACGAGUUCCUUGAUCGGUACAGCUUGAACCACAAUGUGCGCAACCCCGUGGCGAAGCGGAAGUCGGACAAGAAAGAUAAGAAUGUGGAUGCAAUGACCGAGGAGGAGAUGAUGGAGAUGGCAAUGAGAAACAGCCUGGGGGCAGCAGCUUCGGGUCAAACGGUCGAGGACCCUGAUGAUCUCACCCGAAGCACUGAAGAUGUCAAGGGCAAGGCUCGAGCCACUGAUGAUGUGGAUAUGGAUGAUUCCGAGGAAGUUGCUGUUGGUGAAGCCUCUGCAUUCUCAGCGAUUCCUACCAACCAACCGCAUGUUGAACCAGCCAAUGACCCAGCUACCACUACACGUAUUCAAUUUCGCCAUCCAUCCGGCAGAGUCAUUCGCCGGUUCGCAGUUUCAGACCCUGUCCAGCGCAUUUACGAAUGGCUCAAGGCGGAGCCACCUGUGGCGGACAAGGCCGGUGUGGAGUUUGAGCUGAACAACAUGGGUAAAAACCUCAUCGAUCAGCUCAACAUCAGCAUUGCAGAUGCAGGAUUGAAGAACGGUACUGUUAAUAUCGGAUAUCUGGAAGAAUAA
This is a messenger RNA of Penicillium nucicola, 1548 nucleotides long. RefSeq names its product DNA-protein crosslink repair co-factor UBX5. NCBI's taxonomy places the organism in Eukaryota, Fungi, Ascomycota, Eurotiomycetes, Eurotiales, Aspergillaceae. Gene Ontology annotation, biological process: proteasome-mediated ubiquitin-dependent protein catabolic process. Gene Ontology annotation, molecular function: ubiquitin binding. The transcript has 2 exons. Gene Ontology annotation, cellular component: nucleus. The record is from RefSeq and is a predicted model, not a curated record. Bases 1 to 1548 code for a protein of 515 amino acids.